AUCUUCCAUCCAAGCUCAGGGUGGAUUUCACACUCCCUGGGAUCUGAGUCCAGCCACAGGUCAGAGGCACCCUGGGAUUUGUAAACUUCUGAUUAAGAUUAACCUGCAGCCUUCAUCUCCUACUGGUAUUACUAGACCUCCUUGAACAUAAGGAUUUUAAAAAACUGGUCUGCAGUCAUGCCUCAUGGAACACCUGCCCCACCUAACAAGCGGAAAAAGCCCUCUAAGAUCAUCACUGACCUGUCACAUGUCACUCAAGAUGAGUAUGAGUCAGAGCCUGAGGCGUCAGAGUUUGACCUGGGGACGAAGAUCAAGACUCCCAAGGACACCAUGCUGGAGGAGCUGAACCUCUUCACCAACAAGGGCUCCAAGAUGUUCCAGAGGAGACAGAAGCGUGUUGAGAAGUUCAUAUAUGAGAAUAACCCUGACCUCUUCAGCAGCGAGUCUAUGGAGAACUUCCAGAAGUUGGUCCCCAGCCUGGGUGGCACAAUGAUGUUGGACGCUAAUGGCCACAUGGUGGAAAAAAAGGCAGGCCCUCCUGUGCCCCCUCCCAAACCAGGCAAAGAUGGGCAUGGUUAUGGUCAUGGUCAGGGACAUGAGCAUGAUCAUGAGCAUGGACACCAUGGACAUCACGAUGAUGUUGCUCCAGGAGAACAUGGUCAUGGUAGUCAUGGAGUAGAAGUGGCCUUAGACAAGGCCAAGAAGAGGCAUGAUUUUGUCCCCUCAUACGUAUCACCAUGGGAAAAGGCCAUGAAGGGCAACCAGGAGCUGACAUCCAGCAUGAGAUAUCAUAUGCCAGGCCCCCAUGCCCACCAUGAUCUGCCCAAGUUCAAGUCCUUCAACAGGAGUGCUACACCGUUUGGGGGCUUUGAUAAGGCCUCUCAGCUCAUGACCUUCCAGCUGCCAGACACCCAUGAGGUGGCCCAUGAUGAGCCUGAACUGGCUGUAGUAUACCAGCAAGAGAUUGGCGCUCGACCCUCCUUCAACCGCACUCCUAUAGGCUGGGUGGGGAGCGGUGAGCCCAGCAGCAUCCACAUCGAGUUGGACACCAUGCCCUUCGAUGGGGAGACUGACGACCUGUGAAUAGCAUGCCCCACAGACCCAGAUGUGCAGAUAAAGACCACGCACGAAUAUAUACAAUUACAUAAACAAAAACCAUAACUUUUUUUUUAAAGGUUUGGGAUGCAGUCAGCUUUUCCUUGGGUUGAAUGAAUUAAUAGGAAAGUGUGUAUGAAACGAACCACACAGCUCAAUAUUGGGCUCUUUAAUUUAGACAGAGAGAGAGAGAAGGAGACAAAGUAAACACAAUAGACUACCAUAACUCUGAUUUAUGUUUACACUUCUUUUAUCCUGAUGAUUCAUUUAAGAAGCAUAGUGUAUUGCGCAAUCACACUACAAGUGUGUAGCUUAUUCACAAAGCAGCAACAUAACAUAUGUCCAUGAGGAGAACAGGUAAACACAACGGAGAGUUUGAGUAUUGUUUCGCUUUUCAGCAUGUUGAUGUGUCUCAUUGCUCAUCAGGACAGCCACAAGUUGUUCAUUUAGCUUCUAGCCUUCUACCAUCAUGGCUUUUACUGUAUUUCUGUGUUUUUUUUCUGUGUUUCUAUGCCGCGUUCACUUUUGACAGCUUUGUCAAGCCCCUGCAAAUCCAACCCAUCCUAGGACGCAUGCAAUAAGCAUGAGGUGAGGUGUGUUAAUUUCUGUUGAGUGAUGUUCUACUGCAUCACCCACGUUUUCUCCCUAAUAAACUUUUUCCCAAUUGUA
Molecule: messenger RNA, 1764 nt
Organism: Oncorhynchus keta (chum salmon)
Lineage: Eukaryota; Metazoa; Chordata; Actinopteri; Salmoniformes; Salmonidae
Product: myozenin-1-like
Exons: 6
Coding region: 178-1083 (301 amino acids)
Cellular component (GO): actin cytoskeleton; Z disc
Molecular function (GO): telethonin binding; actin binding; FATZ binding
Source: RefSeq, a predicted model, not a curated record